AUGUCCGAAGACCCUCCCAUUCUUCCACCCUCGACUCUCGAGAUCACGGAGCUAUCCUCAAUCCUCAAAAUCCACAAAACCCCCUACGAUCAACUCCCAAACCCACGACGAGUCUGGAACGGUCCCCCAAACUCGCACGCCGAAGGUCUAGGCCGACUCAUAAUCCUAACACCAGACAUCGUCCGCAACGCUGCAGCAUCCUGUAUUCGCACCGGCACACGAAUCUCUCUUGGCUGGGAUCUGACAAAACUCGAGAUCGCAAACUUCAAUCGUCAGCCGACACAACAUCAUGUUCUGCCUAUCAUGGGUGGGAUCGCGUUUGAUGAUUUGUAUAUAAUUAAUCCGCAACAGUCUAGUCAGUGGGACGGACUAAGGCAUUUUGCUGCUCCUUCUUCUUCAGCGACGACCGAAGCUGGCGAACCGUCAUCCUCCUCGCCGAGAUUGUUUUAUGGUGGUGUAUCAGCGGCCGAGAUUACAGAUCGAAAUAAUACGCGCAUAGGGCUUCAACACUGGGCGAAGGAAGGUAUAUGCGGACGCGGCGUGCUGCUCGAUUAUGUGACAUAUGCAGAGAGACAUGGCAUCACUUAUUCCACAUUCUCUGAUCAUUCAAUCUCCCUGGAUGUAUUGAAAGAUGUAGCGAGGGAACAACAUACCGAAUUCAAAUUCGGAGAUAUACUCUUCGUACGGAUAGGAGUUACGCGGGAAUGGGAUACGCAAAUGACAAGCGAGGACAAGACUGCGUACGGCAAAACGCGCAGUCCUCAGCAUGCCGGCGUUGAGGGUACAGAGGAGAUGUUGCGUUGGAUCUGGGAUACGGGGUUUGCAGCUGUUGCUAGUGACGCGAUAUCAUUCGAAGUCUACCCUCCCAAAGAGACCUAUUCCCGUGUAACUGGAGAAGUAAAAGGUGUUUUUAUGCAUGAAGUGCUGCUGGCUGGUUGGGGAAUUCCCAUCGGCGAGCUAUUUGAUUUGGAGGAUCUAGCUCGCAUAUGCGAAGCGGAGAAUAGAUGGGAGUUCUUCGUGUCUAGUGCUCCUUUCAACAUGCCUGGAGGAGUGAGCAGUCCUCCGAAUUGUAUAGCCAUAUUUUGA
This is a messenger RNA of Talaromyces amestolkiae, 1086 nucleotides long. RefSeq lists its product as uncharacterized. The record is from RefSeq and is a predicted model, not a curated record. The transcript has a single exon. Gene Ontology annotation, molecular function: arylformamidase activity. Bases 1 to 1086 code for a protein of 361 amino acids. NCBI's taxonomy places the organism in Eukaryota, Fungi, Ascomycota, Eurotiomycetes, Eurotiales, Trichocomaceae.